Messenger RNA from Octopus sinensis (East Asian common octopus), 1790 nucleotides. Its product is annotated as probable G-protein coupled receptor 139. Gene Ontology annotation, molecular function: G protein-coupled receptor activity. The coding region runs from base 208 to 1476 and encodes 422 amino acids. Gene Ontology annotation, cellular component: plasma membrane. Gene Ontology annotation, biological process: G protein-coupled receptor signaling pathway. Lineage: Eukaryota; Metazoa; Mollusca; Cephalopoda; Octopoda; Octopodidae. The record is from RefSeq and is a predicted model, not a curated record. The transcript has 5 exons.
UCUCUGCAAUCACACAUCGGGCGUACAUAUAUUCCAAUCAUCUUAAAACAAUGAAUGAACUUAAACAGUGCUUCAAAGAUCAAUAACUUCAGGAUAAAAUCACAAGAGCGCCAUUAUUUUAUUGUCAACUCGAAAUUCUACCAUACCAAUCAGGGGCAUUCUUAGUUGUACAAUACUUUGCUGUGAAAGAUAUCACAGCUGCUAAACAUGACUAACACAACUACUGUAAGUGUUUUGGAAGCGACAGCCAACGUUACAUUGAAUUGUGAAGAUGACUAUAUUCAUCGGAGUAUCUUGUUGGAAUAUGUUCCUGAAAGUAUUUAUGUCGACAGAUACACAACGCCAUUUCUUUAUAUCAUCGGCUUUCCAGGCAAUAUUCUGUCAUUCAUCGUCUGGAUACAAAGGCGCAUGCGUCAUUCAUCUGGAUAUUACUUAGCUGCAAUUGCCCUUGCUGAUCUGUUUUUCUUAGCUUUGCAAAUCGUGCAUGAAGCACAAAGUGCUUGGUUCUUAACUGUCUUAGACUAUCCCAUCAUAUGUGGAGGCUACCCUGUGUUAUUUAUGACUUGCCAAUAUUUACCACCACUGUUCGUGUUAGGUUUCACCGUUGAGAGAUAUAUAUCAGUCUGUCACCCGUUCAAACGUGAACGAUACUGUACCACAAGACGAGCUAAAAUUGUGAUCCUUGCGCUGAUCAUACUUUCAUUCAGUCUGUCUUCUAUGCAAGGAUACUUUUGGCAUUAUAACUCUGCGUGUCAAUCUUGCUCACCUCGGAAGUGGGCAAUUAAUACAUCAUUCUGGACUAUAUGGACUUGGAUAGUUGAAUUUUUGAUAUUUAUGCUCGUCCCAGGUUUGGUUUUGAUCUUCAAUAUACUGGUUAUAUUGGAAGUACGAAGAAUGUCGAAAAUAGAACUUCAUGGUAACGAGCAGCGAACGUCUGCCACAACUCUUAUGCUUUUGACUGUGUCAUUCUAUCUUAUAUUCACGGUUCUACCAGUUACCGUAACAACCUCUCUUUACACAACGUUUCCGUAUGGGAAACUGGGAAUGUCCGAAGAGGAAACCCGUUCUGAUCCAAUAUGGAAAAGAUUCUUUACAUAUGUUUUUAUUAAAGCUAUUGUCAACGAGAUUGGACUAACACACUUCGUAUUUAACUUUUUCAUAUAUUUGAUCACAGGUCGACAGUUUCGCAAGGAACUGGAGAAACUUAUAACAAGCAGUAUAAUCUGCACGAAAUGGAAUGCUUAUAGACAAAGAGAUUUCAGUACGAGUGGGGAGUCCACUUGGGCUUCUAGAUAUAGUAAAAAGGAUUCGCUUGGCAUGAAGCAGGGUGUAAACGGGCACACUUCAUUGUUAGUUAACUGCAACAAUACGACAACUACUACUACUACAAACACCGAAACUGUUGUGAUGGUUCGUAAUAACCGACAUGACAGCGGAACAAAUAGCAAUCUUCAGAUUCCUGGACAAUCCAUUUAACUGUCUUCUUGGUGGACAAAAAGGAAAAGGUAUUAUCACUUUGAUUUGGUGUAUUAUAAGAUGCUGCGAAAAAAAUUCGUUAAAUCCACAGAAUAUAGUAAUUGUUUUCUAAGUUGACAUUUUGUAAAAUGCUCUGCUCACUUUGAAUAAAAACGAAUACUCCUUCCUCUCUGUGUCCAAGGAUACAUUAUUCGACCAAUGUUUUGAAGACUGCUAUCUGUUUGGUAUCAGAUCUUUUGAUGAUAUAGUUAGUCAGAUAGAUUAAUAAGUUUCUAGAAAUGCUUUUAGAUUCGUACUAAAAUGUGGUUUCUUCU